Vespula vulgaris is the source of this 5806-nucleotide messenger RNA. RefSeq lists its product as uncharacterized. Gene Ontology annotation, molecular function: transmembrane transporter activity. The record is from RefSeq and is a predicted model, not a curated record. Gene Ontology annotation, biological process: transmembrane transport. Bases 1625 to 3265 code for a protein of 546 amino acids. The transcript is spliced from 7 exons. Lineage: Eukaryota; Metazoa; Arthropoda; Insecta; Hymenoptera; Vespidae. Gene Ontology annotation, cellular component: membrane.
GAAUAUAUUCCGUUAAUGGCGUCAUUGUAAAACACAUUAAAAACAACGACUUGUCAUGAAGUUGACAUCAAAAAAACUCUAACAAGUAAGUAUUAUUCUGAAAUUAUCUUUCAUGUGUGUUAUAAAAAUAUAAGAAAAAAAAUACAACAGUUGACGAGUUAUCUGUCCGUGUGGACGAAUACACUAUUCGGACAAUAAAGGUCAUAGUGUACUUAGAAAGAAACGGAAACGAAUAAAAAAGGUAAGAUGCCAUAUUGAUAAGAAUCACUAAUAGUUGAAGACUAAGAAAUUGGAUCGAAGGAUGUGGAGAAAAAAUAAAACGUUUGGAAUAUCUAGUAGCUCUCAAGGCCGAGUCAGUACUAGCACUGUUGUGAACGAUCUUGUGUUUUAUAGGGAACGCUUGCGCUGACCUUGACCCGAAAAGAGAUUGACCACGGAAUCGGAAACGUACUCGCUUGUUCUCGGCACGCGUGUUCUCCAUCGAAGUGUGCUAAGAAGAAUUCCGGCGCAGCGACGAUGUUACUGGCAAGUACUGGCAAACGUUUAGAGUAUGGACCGGCUGGGUGGAUGUACUCGAGGGCAGCUCUCUUCAAUAUCGAGGAGGGGAGCGUGAGGUCGGAAGAGGAGGAGGAGGAGGAGGAGGAGGAGGAGAAAGAAGAAGGAAAUCGUUCGCUGAUGGAGAAGGAAGAGAGGAAGAGAGAGAGAGAAAGAUAAAGAGAGAGAGAAAGAAAAGUGGUGUUGGUGGUGGUGGUGGUGGUGAUGGUGGUGGUGGUAGUGGUACACAGGAGGAAGAGGAGGAGAAGGAGGAAGAUGGAGGGAAGGAGCCAACACGCGUAUCACGAUGCACAAUGGAGCAUUAGCCAGAAGUAGCGGCGCGGACGGUGUCUCUCGCGGACGGUGUCUCGAAAAAUUCACGAGAUACUUUCCGAUCUGUCACCAAAUCGAAACUACAAAGAAAAAUAUAACCGAACAACGUUUUGUCCGUCCAACGUUUUCGUUGUCUUUCGAGUUUCUUAUAUCGUUCGGAGGACGAUUAAAAUACGACAUAUCCGAGAGUUCCUUCAAACAGUUUUCAACCGUUUCGUCGCGCGAUUUCAUCCGUGCGAAAGAGCUUCCGUGGCUAAAACGAAAACGGCCAUUUGGAAAAACGUGACCCUUUCCAUAUUAUUAUAACUGCGUUAUCUCUUCGACAGUUACAACGAAAGCAUAUAGUUUUAUUUAUUUUUUUUUUUUAUGGAUAACAGAUAAAUUAUUAUUACGAAUAUUAUCGAGGCGAAUUAUUAUAUUCGGAUUAUUUGAGAUUGUAAAGACCUUUCUGUGCUUUCAUCACGAAUGGACGAACGAAUGCAUAACGAUUUCGCAAGGGUACUAGAGAAUUUUUUUUAAACGUAUAACAUCCUAUAAUUAUUGGAAACUGGUACAGCGAGUUAUCCUGAACUUCUACGAUACUUCCUGUAUUCUUGGCCCUAUAAAGGAAUCGAUGAUCUCGUAUUCUGCUCUUCUACGUACCGUCACGGAAUUGAGCCGAUCUCUCAUAGCCCUUAAACAAUUCGGAAACGAGUGUGAUCAAAGGAACGAAUUUACGUUGGUCUAACGCUAAGAGAUUAGAGCCAUUUCGAACGAGAUGGCGAACACAACUACGACGGCUCCUGCCGGUAGUCCGGAAAAGAAAGUCGAACCUGUCAAGGCCGAAGAAGCCAUUCCUUGGAAGUCGAUGAGUCUUCGCCAAAAAUGGACUCUGUUAACGAGUAACAUCACAGUGGAACCCAUGAUAGCCUGUUACGUGAUACCCAGUAUGUUGGCCUCUCUGGCCACUCAAAAUCUCAAUCUGGAAAAAGCGUGCAGGGUGAACUUGGCCUAUUCGGAUGAAAUCUGUACGAAUUUAGCGGCAAGAAACACGACGGGUUUGGAAGCUGAAGAAACUGCCGUGCAACAGCUGGUUGCAGGCAUGCAAACGUGGAAAACGGCUUUACAGAGUGGUUUACCUAUCUUACUGAUUCUCUUUAUGGGCGCUUGGAGCGACAAAACCGGCUAUAGGAAACCCUGCAUGCUUUUGCCGAUAGUCGGAGAGUUCCUCAGCAGCGUCAGUUUAAUAGCAUGCACGUAUUGGUUCUACGAGCUACCCAUGGAAGCUACCGGAGUAUUAGAAGCCCUAUGGCCGUCCUUGGCCGGUGGUUGGUUCACAAUGUUCAUGGGUGUAUUCAGUUACAUCGCAGAUAUAACGUCGGUCGAGUCGAGGACACUCAGAAUAGGAGCGGCCAAUGUUUUCUUCUCUCUUGGCGUCCCGAUCGGUAUGGCCCUUUCCGGUGUUUUGUAUAUGAAGCUUGGGUUCUAUGGUGUCUUCAGUAUCUCUAUGAUGUGUUAUGUCAUGAGCUUCGUGUAUGGACUCGUCGUUAUUAAGGAACCCCCGAGACCUCCGUUAGCGAGAGAGAAAGAGAAACUUCCGGAGAAGAAGAUGUCUUUUCUUGCCUCGGCCAAGGACUUUUUUUCUUUGAAACAUAUCGAGGAGACCUUUAGCGUUGCCUUCAAAAAGGGUUCCAACAAUAGACAGAAAAGAGUCAUCAUGCUGAUGAUCAUUGUGAUGGUCGUCAUUGGACCAUUGUACGGUGAAAUGGCAGUACUAUACCUUUACAUGAGAUAUCGAUACAAUUGGAACGAAGUUACAUUUAGCAUGUGGUCCACAUAUGGUAUGGUGACUAAUCUUAUUGGAACCGCACUAUCCGUUGGAGUUUUCAGUCAUAUACUCAAGGUGGACGAUGCAAUAGUCGGAAUUAUGAGUUGCAUGAGCAAAAUUUUAGCAAGUUUCGUAUAUGCCUUCGCAACGACCGAUUGGAUGAUUUAUUUGGGUGCUUUGGUAGAAAUAGUAAAUGGAACAUCGUUCAUCGCGAUGCGAUCUAUCGCUUCGAAACUAGUCCCAUCGGAUGAACUUGGCAAGGUAAAUUCGCUAUUUGGAGUUUCCGAGUCACUGAUGCCAUUGGUUUACGGGCCCAUGUACAGUUCUAUUUACGCCACGACCAUGAACACAUUUCCGGGAGCGUUUUUCAUCGUCGGUGGUUGCAUGACGAUACCAGCUGUUUUCGGUUUCUUGUGGCUUUACACGGAACAUCGAAGAGAUCGACUUAUAAAGGAAAGAGAAAUGAAGGCGAAAGCCAAUGAUGAGGAACAGGAUGAAAAGACGACGAAAGUGCUAAAUAUCAGUGAAAGAAAAGAAAGCUGUACGGCAAACGGUGUUGAGAAUAUGGCUUUCGAAACGGAACGCCUCUAAUAAGAAUCAUGUUAGUUGAACGAAGUUGUAUAUAACAUCGAAGGUAAUAUCAUACGUACUGUUAAUCUACAAUCUGUGGAUACACACGUUCAACUUACAACGGAUAAUAUUUAAGAAAUAUUGUCCUUGGAAAGAAGACGGAAAUGUAGGAGAAUAGACGAGAAACUCGAGACAAAUUAUAAUUCGAGUAAGUCGCUUGAAUUGACCAAGAAAAUGUGCUAGGACGAAGCAGUAGGAAAAUCUAGAAGGUAAUUCAAGGUGUUACUAGUAAGAGAGAUGGCAAAGAAAUCGAAUGAUUCUCAUUUUGUUAAACUAACGCAUAUCUACGUGCAAACUAAUACGUCCAGUAAAUGUCGUUGACGACUUCGUCGAUGGACGUUUUUGUUAUAGUUUACGCACAAAUUUCUUUUAAAUAUUUAUAUCAAAUCCUCUCGUUGAAACCUUAUCUUUAUUAAGAAUCUGAAAACGUUGCUAUUUAUGCGUUACGAGUAAUCACUCGUAAUAUGUAAAGUACUUGAAACGAACCAUAGAAAAUUGAUACAAAAGUAAUAUUUACUGGUAAUUAUGUUCACGAAAUUUUUAAUGUUUUCAGAUUAUAAAACGAAUCGAAUAUUUAACUUCAUAAUUGAAUUCAACGUAAGUCUGUUUAUUCAUGAAAAUAUUUUAAACAAAUUUCAAGAGAUUAUUUCUCGAAUAUAUUAUGACUCAUAUUUUGAUGACUUAAUUGUUAAAAAAAGAAAAAAAAAAGAAAAAAAAAAGAAAAAAAAUAAUAUACACUUAUGAAACACGAAUCUUUUUUUGUAUAUUAUUAUAAUACGAAGCCUUGAAAUUAUCGCUUCUAAAAAGAUUGUUACUUAGAUGGUUGUUAAUAUUUAAUAAUAGAUAAUAUUAGGAAUAUAGAUAUAAAGCAUUACGUUAAAUGCAUUUAUUAUCAUUUUAACAUUAAUUAUUCCUCUGUCAUUUCAUCGACUCUACCUCAAUAUUAGCGAGAAUUUGCACAGAAUACUAUUAAAUAAGCCUAUUAGUGGUAUGAAAAGUGAUAUCAGUGAGCUUUAAUUAAUGAAACAGAAGCUUCCACUAAUAAAUGUUAAAUGUGAUGGGUUAUAUUUAACCUCAGGGGUAGAGUGCCAAAAUCAAUGAUAAUAUACGUACGACAAUGUUUGCUUUAGGAAUAAGAAUACUUUUAGCACUAUUAAUCUAAUUAAUAAGAGUUUCAAGCCUAACAUUUUUAAUUUGAAAAAUAAUAAUAUAUAUCAGGAUAAUGCCCGAGCACUAUUUAUGACGCGACAAAUACAGGUUUGUAAUCCUUAUGGAAAAGUUUAGUGAAUGUUAGUAGAAUUAAUUUUUGGUACUUAAGAAAUUACAAGGAGGAAUACAAGUGACAUCAUAUCAAUUCACAUGCAGCAACCUUAAUUUUACUGAUAGAUAUUUUUUAUUUGAUAAUAAUUACAAGCAUUCUAAACUCUGGACUAUUAAUUGCGAAUGGAGAUACAUUAUAUAUAUAUAUAUAUAUAUAUAUAUAUAUAUAUAUAUAAAAUAUAUAAAAGGUAUUUUUCAAAUUAUCGUGUAAGACUUGUUAAUAGUAUUUAAAAGGGUAUAUGAAAAAAACUAAUAUAUAUUAAUAUCAGCUUCUUAUUCCAUCCAAAAAAUAUGUACGAUUUAUACGGAACCUUAAAAAAAUUUCAGAUGUAAGUGUUAAAUAUAAAUUUAUAUAUACUUAUAUAUUUAUAUAUAUAUAUAUGUUUGUAUAUUAUAUAUAUAUGUAUAUAUGUGUAUAUGUGUGUAUAUAUAUAUAUAUAUAAAUAUAUAUAUAUAAAUAUUAUGAUAUAACUCAUGGUUUUAUUGUGAUCUAGAAUACAAUAAGUAAUUAAUUUACUAAGAAUACAUAGACCAUUACGUUGAAUCUAUCCUGCCUAUACACAAUUUUAAUGAACAAAUUCGUAUUAAAUCAUGAUAUAAUAAUAUAUCAUCGAUAACGUAUUAGUGUGAUAUAAUAGUGAAACCUUGCCCAUUCAUAUAGUUCCAAUUCAUGCCAAAUAAAUACUAUAAUUUUCUAUUAAUAUCAACAAUCGGUAAAGAAAUCUCGAAAGAUAUAAUAUCAUUUUUAAAGUAAUAGCUAGUCCAAUAGAUAAGAUACAUCUAAAGAUGUAUAAUAUUGAUAUAUUAAUAAUAAAAAAAAAUAAAAAUUAAAUAAUAAUCAAAAUCAAAUUCUUCAAAUUAACACUCUACCUUAUCGACAGUGCAAUAGAUAGCUGGCGAAAGUUACAACGUUUCUCUAGUAGGUGGCGCAAAUGACAACAACGAAAAACUAUAUACAACAGAUACGAUCUGUAAAAAAUCACACUUUCGAUGGUAGCAACGUAAGGACAGAUACACCACAGUGUUUCUCACUCAUCGUGACGCCGCGGACAGUGUGGCGUGAUAUUAGGAAUUCGAAUCGAUUGAACUUUGUACAAAUAGUUAGGUAGUAGCGAACGUGUAUCAUAUGAUUCAUACUUUUUGUGCAAUAAGAAGAAUACAGUGCCAAUUUAUUUUUGUUUA